Molecule: messenger RNA, 732 nt
Organism: Camellia sinensis
Lineage: Eukaryota; Viridiplantae; Streptophyta; Magnoliopsida; Ericales; Theaceae
Source: RefSeq, a predicted model, not a curated record
AUGAAGGAUAUUGGGGACAAAUGGAACCAACUUCAUGAAGAAGAAAAAAAUAAGUAUAUACAAAUGGGAAAGCUGCAAUCUGAACAAUAUGCCCAAUUAAAAACUGUGGUCCAACAAAAGCCUCCAAAAGUAAAAAUUCAAACCCGGAUAGAGCUUACAUCAAUUUGUAAGAUUAUUAGAAGGUUGGACAAAGCACAACAACAAGCAGUGACUGAUAUGGGGUUUCAUGGCAUCUUAAGCCUUAGGUGCACACACAUAGAUCAUGACUUGUGUCAUUGGUUAGUUCAGAACUUUUAUCCUUCAACUCAUUCAUUGAAUAUCCACGGUCUUCGAAUGCUUCUCACCAUAGAAGAUGUUCAUGAGUUGAUGGGAUUACCUUCCAAUGGUCUACCUGUGAAGUUAACGGAGUCCGUAGAUGAAAUUACAAACCUAUGUGAUGAACUUGCGGGGAAGAAUAAAUUUGUUCCGUUCACAUCUCUGAAAUCUUAUCUGCUUGAAACAAAAGAUGCUGGAACUGAAUUUAAAAGGAAAUUUGUCUUAUACAUCAUUGGAGCCCUCUUGUGCCCCACCACAAAGGCAGGCGUACAGCAAUCAUUCAUUAAAAUGGUUAAAAAUGUUGAGUCCAUCAGUCAAUUCAAUUGGGCAAAGCACACACUUGAUUUUCUUGUCGACCGCAUUGCUAUUGCAAGGUCAAAGAGCGGUCUGCUAUGUGCGGCUGUUUGCUUCUUCUAA